Messenger RNA from Armigeres subalbatus, 2435 nucleotides. It is a transcript of the gene OstDelta, whose product is annotated as dolichyl-diphosphooligosaccharide--protein glycosyltransferase subunit 2. The transcript has 3 exons. Gene Ontology annotation, biological process: protein N-linked glycosylation. Bases 150 to 2027 code for a protein of 625 amino acids. The record is from RefSeq and is a predicted model, not a curated record. NCBI's taxonomy places the organism in Eukaryota, Metazoa, Arthropoda, Insecta, Diptera, Culicidae. Gene Ontology annotation, cellular component: membrane; oligosaccharyltransferase complex.
GUUCGGGGAUCGUCACCGAUUUGCUUCUGACGUGGUAACCCGUCUCCUUGUUUUGCGGUUUGUUCACACCGGGGACAAACUAUUUUCCGUGGAAAAAGUGAUUUUUCUGGUGGAUUUGAGUGAAAAUUCGAAUCGGUUUCGGUGUGAAAAUGAAGUUAUUCGGUUUGCUGAUACUGCUGGGCAGUUGCCUGGUGUCGUCGGUUUGGACUUCGCGAACUGUGUCGAAAUUUAUCACUCCAGUGGAUCAGGACCGCUAUCAAAAAAUAUUUGUCGAAGGUCUCGCGUCAUCGGACUUGCAGUCGGUAUACUUUUCAUCGGUGAACGUGGCUGAAAAAUCCCCGGACGCAUGUACCCGGCUGGAGAAGGUGUAUGCCGAGUCCAAGUACAAUGACUUUGAGAAAAACUAUUACUUUGCGGGCGCAUGGAAGAAUUUCGGAUGUAAAACAAAUCCAGGCAAGGUUAAACAGUCUGUGGAAGCAGCCCUGCAGAAAGAUUCCAAUUCUGCACAGGAAGUGUACUUCAACUUAAAUUCGGCGAGCUUCUUAGGUGCAACAGUAGAACAGACCACGAAGGCACGCGUGGCCAAAAAUUUGCAAGCGAUUCUGAAGAAAGAUGAUUCUCUGAACAGUCUGGGACAUGCGUUCGCUGUGGCAGCCGAGUUAGGCACUAGCGGUGCCUUUGCCUAUGACCGCGUAGAAGAAGCUUUCGUUCAAGCCGAUGAAGUGGACGGAAAAAUGCUACAGUUUGAGGGUGGUUUGAGCAUCACUGCUCUGAUUGUGAACAGCGCUUUCAAGUUGUCCACCAGUCUGAACAAACCAGUUCCGAUCAACGCUGAGCAGGCUGUCAAGUUCGCCGCUUAUUUCUUGUCACGUUCUUCAGUACAAACUCCAAAGGGGGUGAGCAUUCUGUUGGAGGCAUUGAACACUCUUUCGGCUCAAAAAACUAUUGCACCGAUUUGCGUGAAGUUGUCAGGAAAUGGUCAGCUACUGCCAGAAUCCCCUGUGCUGCAGGUUAAAGUAAGUGAUCUGCUGGGUAAACCAUUAAGUCCCGCUCUGGCCGUUGUCAGCACUACGGUCACUUCUAAGACAACGAAUCAAGCAAUCGUUAGCAAGGUUAAUCUUGUCCCAAGUAAUAGCGACGCGAGUGUCUUCACCUAUAACUUGAAAUCUGCUAACCCUCCCCGCGGACAGUACAAAGUAGAUGUCGAAGCUGGUGGCUAUAAGCAAACACUGAAAAUCAAUGUCCUCGGCAAAGUUAAAGUUAGUUCUUUGGAAAUUGGAGUAGGAGACUCGGACAGCACAUCGGCGGUCAAGAAGCACACUGUCAGCUAUGCCAACAAACUGGAUACCGAACUUGCGGCUGAUUCCCAGCAGAAAAUUGUGCUGAAGGCAGUCCUUGUUGAUGAGUCCAGUGGAAAGCCGAUCAACGUGCAUCAGGCCUUUGUCCUACUUCGCAAUAAGGCUACUAAGGAGGAAAUUGUUUUCGUUGCCGAGGCGGACUCGAGCAAGGCGUACAAGUUCGAAAUGGACGUUGGAGCCAGAAGCAAUGAUUUCGGACACAAGAGUGGAUUGUACUCGGUCGAAUUGAUUGUCGGUGAUUCGUUGAUUUCCAACUCUUUCAAGUGGUUGGUGGCCGAUGUGAGCCUCAAGUUCUCAGCGGAUAUUUCUAAAGACAACGCCCAUGCUGCCCGUCAACCCUUGCCAGAGAUCAUCCAUCAAUUCCGCGCUCCGGAGAAGCGCCCUCCCCGAGUGGUGUCGGAUCUGUUCACUGGUCUGUGCAUCGCGCCACUCGUUCUGUUGUUCCUUCUGUGGGGCAAGCUUCGGGUGAAUAUCAGCAAUUUCCCCUUCUCGCUCGGCGCCAUCGGAUUCCAUUUGGGUCUGGGGGCCAUCCUUGCCCUGUUCGGCGUGUUCUGGCUGAAGCUGAACAUGUUCGAUACCAUCCGGUAUCUCAUUCCGCUGGCACUGUUUACCUUCCUGUGCGGUCAUCGACUGCUCAGGUCUAUUGCCGGUCGAAGCUCGGAGAAGUGAGCGUGUGAUCUCCUCCAAUCUCUCUUUUUUCUAAUACAUUCGUCAACUGUCUUAACCCUAACUGCGAUGCACCACUAACCUUACCCUAAUUGAACGCUUACCGAGUUCAAACCAUUCCCUUGAAUAAGGCAGGUCCAACCAAAUGGGACGAGCAGCACUUCACAUUCGUUCGAAGGGUAUUUUCAGUUUUAGUGGAAAUAUGUCGCGUGCAUUCGUGGAAUUAGUCUGAUAACAAAAAGAAGAAAGCAGUAAAAAAUAACUAAUCUAAGUUGAUCCGUCGAGAAACAGUAUCUUGUUCCUGGUCGCACUAGUCUCUAAAGCGGGAAACUAAUUUACGAAUGACAAGAUGUACCAAUCUGAUAGAAGUGCGAAUGAGUAAAAAGUAAAAUAAAAAGCGACAAACAAUAA